This is a messenger RNA of Suncus etruscus (white-toothed pygmy shrew), 2405 nucleotides long. RefSeq names its product katanin regulatory subunit B1 (gene KATNB1). Gene Ontology annotation, biological process: microtubule depolymerization; microtubule severing. Lineage: Eukaryota; Metazoa; Chordata; Mammalia; Eulipotyphla; Soricidae. Gene Ontology annotation, molecular function: microtubule binding. The record is from RefSeq and is a predicted model, not a curated record. Gene Ontology annotation, cellular component: katanin complex.
GGUAGGUGAUGGAGGCAAGUGGGGGUCGCGCCUGGAGCUGAGCCUCGGCCUCGGGAGCCACCGCUGCAGCCCCGUGGAGCUGAGAUGGCUCACGCCUGACAUUCCAUGGUCCAGGAUCCAGACAGAGUCUAUGCACCAGCUGCUGCUGUGGCUGAUAUAGAACCGGAGGAGGUCCCCCGGUCCCGGAGACGACGUAUUUCCUCUGCCUGGAUGUGUGGCAACUCCCUCCCAACUUGAUUGGAGGAUCUGGGGGGGAUCUGCCCCCCACCCCAGGAGGAAAUUAGUUGCCUUUGCAGGGGUCACUGGCCAGCUGAAGGAUGGCCACCCCUGUGGUCACCAAGACGGCAUGGAAGUUGCAGGAGAUUGUCGCUCAUGCCAGCAAUGUGUCCUCCUUGGUACUGGGCAAGGCAUCUGGGAGACUGCUGGCCACUGGUGGGGACGACUGCCGUGUCAACCUCUGGUCCAUCAACAAACCCAACUGCAUCAUGAGCCUGACGGGCCACACGUCCCCCGUGGAGAGUGUCCGCCUCAAUACCCCCGAGGAGCUUGUGGUGGCCGGCUCCCAGUCAGGAUCCAUCCGCGUCUGGGACCUGGAAGCUGCCAAAAUUCUUCGCACGCUCAUGGCCACAAAGCCAAUAUCUGCAGCCUACGACUUCCACCCCUAUGGUGAAGAUUUGUGGCCUGGCGUUCCCAGGACACCCAAUAUCAAGCUCUGGGACAUCCGGAGGAAAGGAUGUGUCUUCCGCUACAGGGGGGAGACCCAGGCCGUGCGCUGUCUCCGCUUCAGCCCUGAUGGGAAGUGGUUGGCCUCAGCCGCUGACGACCACACAGUGAGGAAGCAGCUCUGGGAUCUGAUCUGGCCUGGCAAGAUGAUGUCCGAAUUCCCGGCCACACAGGGCCCCGUCAACGUGGUGGAGUUUCACCCCAACGAGUACCUCCUGGCUUCUGGAAGCUAUGACCGGUCCAUCCGUUUCUGGGAUCUGGAGAAAUUCCAGGUGGUGAGCUGCAUUGAAGGGGAGCCCGGACCUGUCAGGAGUGUCCUCUUCAAUCCUGAUGGCUGCUGCCUAUACAGUGGCUGCCAAGACUCACUAGCGGUCUAUGGCUGGGAGCCCGAGCGCUGCUUCGACGUUGUCCUGGUCAAUUGGGACGUGGCCGACCUGGCCAUCUGCAAUGACCAGCUGCUGCUUCUUGCAGAUUGGUGUGGGCCUUCUCCCCAAAGCAACGAGUCCUCGUAUGUGGUGGACCUGACUCGAGUCACCAGGACAGGUACACUAGUACAGGACCUGUGCAGGACAGCCGGCCCCUGGUGCCGGCCAGCCCCCCAGCCCAGCGUCCCUCUGCGGCGCAUCUAUGAGCGGCCCAGCACCACCUGCAGUAUAACCUCAGAGGUAGGGCAAGGGGCCUCGUCGAGCGAACGCAGCCCUAGCAGCGAGGAUGAGCGGGAAGAGCGGGGAGGGUCACGGGCAGAGAUCCAGAACACAGAGGAAUACAACGAGAUAUUCCAGCCCAAGAACAGCAGUCAGUGAGCCGGCACCCCCACCCCGAAGGAGUGAGCCUUCCCAGCACCCCCAGAGGAUGCUGCUUCUCCAGCAAAGGAGGUUGCCAAGCCCGGCCUAACCCCGGACCCGAAUUCCCCUGUGCCAAACCUUGAGGUCCUUGCCCCAGCCUGUAGUGGUGACCUCCACCCCUACGACCAGAGCUGGCCUGCCGUUAUCCCUGCCACCCGCAACGAGCCCAUCGGGCUGAAGGCCUCAGACUUCCUGCCCGCGUGAACGGUCCCCCAGCAGGCAGAGCUGGUGGAUGAGGACGCUAUGUCCCCAGAUCGGCCAAAAGGCCACGACACCAUGUGCGUGGUGCUCACCAGCCGCCACAAGUACCUGGACACUGUGAGGGCCGUGUGGACCACAGGCGACAUCAAGCAAACAUCAGUGGACUCAGUAGUGGCCAUCAAUGACCUCGUGAUGGUGGACCUCCUUAACAUUGUCAAUCAGAAAGCCUCCUUAUGGAAACUAGACCUUUGCACUACGGUCCUCCCACAGAUAGAGAAACUUCUGCAGAGCAAGUAUGAGAGCUACGUGCAGACAGGCUGCACUCCCUGAAAGCUCAUCCUGCAGCGGUUUUCUGGCCAUCUCAUCACAGACAUCCUGGCAGCCCCACCUUCUGUAGGUGUGGACAUCAGCAGGGAGGAGAGGCUGCAUAAGUGCCGGCUCUGCUACAAGCAACUCAAGAGCAUCAGCGGCUUGGUCAAGAGCAAGUUGGGCCUCAGUGGCCGCCACGGCAGUGCCUUCCGCGAGCUGCACCUGCUCAUGGCCAGUUUGGACUGAGGUUGCUCAGUGGCUGGGGGCCUGGCCUGAGCCUCCACUCCUAUGUUCGGUGUUGCCCACUGGCACAUAAGCCACUGCUCG